This is a messenger RNA of Aspergillus pseudonomiae, 1295 nucleotides long. RefSeq lists its product as uncharacterized. Lineage: Eukaryota; Fungi; Ascomycota; Eurotiomycetes; Eurotiales; Aspergillaceae. The record is from RefSeq and is a predicted model, not a curated record. The transcript has a single exon. Bases 549 to 1031 code for a protein of 160 amino acids.
AAGCCGCAUAGUCUAUAAGUAUGUGAUAUCCUCCAAUCUCUAUUACGCAGUACAAAUAGCAAACAUAGAUCUGGAUGCAUCAAAUUCAAGCUCAAUUGACGCAUAACCGAAAGAAUGGAUAAGAAAGUAUCGUCAACCAAGCCAUGACGGUACAAAAGUACCUUGUGAGGAGUAUGUACUUCCUCACAGACACAGAUACAUUAUCGCCACAAACAUUCUUCAACAAGCUGUUACUGUGCCACAACUGAUGGGUCAGAUUGAUCCUCUAUCAUUGGCCUUACAUGUUGAGACAUCGAUGCGGACUCCUCAUCUUUCGCGGAACCAGAAUCCUGGGAAGGGGAGAAUCAGAAAAAAAGAGUUUGCUAUGAUCAGCGGGACACAUCCGGACGAAUCAGAUGCAUAAUAGACCCCGCCACAGGUAGGGAUAGUGCGUUAUUGUCAAUCAUCCAUGUGUCUCCUCGCGUCUGGAUACAUAUCCACUAUGAAGCCACAAUCCACUCCCAUGCAGCCUGUCGGUCAUCGAUUGAUAGGUUAUCCACCGGAUCGACAUGAAGAUUGUGUCCGACGUAUUACCGAGCGAAGCCGUGGAGUUGUCUCCUUCCUACCCUGUCGGCAAUAUGUAUGCAACCUGUCUGUAUGUAAGGGGGGAAGCAUUCCAGUCUCCAGAGCUGCAGAUGCACGAUUAUCAUCGAUCGAUACAGCGACGCCACUCCUCAGGGCCCAAGGGUUGGUGUCCAGCAUUCGGGUCUUGCAACUUUCUUGUAUAUAUUCCGAUUAUUUGUGGCUGGGUGUGGUGUGGUUGUAGUACUUUGGCUUGUACAGUACUUUUAUCAUCUGUUUCCCACCCACCCACUCACCACACCCCCGACUGCCACACAUGCCUUGGGUCACCUCAUCAAACCCCAUCACAAACAUGCCCAAUGACCAGUACUACACAGUGCUCUAUCAGAACUGGGAUAUCGCUGAUGGACGGUUCUGGAUCGCAUGGUACCGGGACUAUGGAAACGGUCGCGCGGGUGGUUUGGAUCUAAAUCAAUGGGGUUCAUCAUGGCAUUACCGCAACCAUUUGCCUCGUUGGGUAAGAACUGCGAUGGACGGGCUGAUAGUACCCAAUAGUCAGGGUCAAACGUCCGAGGUGAUAAAAAAAGAGGUUGAAGACGGAAAGUUUUGAAUAUCCUACGGAGUAGACAGGCGAAGUAAGUUCUGGCCCGAGACGGGGAAGAGGAACUGAGGUUCCAGAAUGGCGGGUGGAUGCGUUAGCUUCCUUCGUCCUGGACUUGCCUGGUAGAGACAGC